Messenger RNA from Fundulus heteroclitus (mummichog), 2085 nucleotides. Its product is annotated as treslin-like. Bases 620 to 2047 code for a protein of 475 amino acids. The transcript is spliced from 2 exons. Gene Ontology annotation, cellular component: nucleus. NCBI's taxonomy places the organism in Eukaryota, Metazoa, Chordata, Actinopteri, Cyprinodontiformes, Fundulidae. Gene Ontology annotation, molecular function: chromatin binding. The record is from RefSeq and is a predicted model, not a curated record. Gene Ontology annotation, biological process: response to ionizing radiation; regulation of DNA-templated DNA replication initiation; mitotic G2 DNA damage checkpoint signaling.
AACCCGGCUAUCGGCUAAAAAGCGCGUUUCUGUGGCUGCAGAGAGUCCUGCAGCAGCUGCACAGGCCAGUCCUUUGAAAUCCCCUGGCAAAGAGCCUCUUGUUGUAAAGACACCCAGUAAGCAAAGCCCUGUUAGGAGUCCUUUGAAGGGUAUUCUUAGGACUCCGGUGAAGGCUUCGGGAUUGUGUAAACUUAGCAGCCCAUUGUCCAAGACUCCCAAGAAGAGCGUCACAUGGUCUCCCUCUCCUAAGAAAUGUUCCGUGGAGGAGGACCGGGCAACUUUUAAAGUGCCUAAGUCACCGAGUACAGCUUCUCUCAGUUCUCUGAGACAAAGCAACACUCCCGACAAGCUCAGCAGUCCAGGCGGAGGCACUAAUGUUAAAAGAGACAUUUUUAAAACCCCAGAUAAGAUCUGCCAAGUAAGCCUCCUGCGGCUAUCCGAACACGAUUUAGUGACUCCAGAAAAAAUCAAAUCUUUGAUAUGUAACACAGCUGAAAGCGGGGAUGCAGUACGUCCGGAGAGGACGCCGCCGCGGCUACCCCUGGCAUCCUCAACCCAACAAGUCUCACCUCAGCACAAAACCAGAACUCUGGAGAGGACACCAAGCCCCGUUCACCAGAUGAUGACCCGCUCCAGAAGAACCCCGAGGAAAGGGUCAGACUCCGCGUCCCCGCUGGAGGCGACGUGUCAACAACCAGAGGCUGAUGGACUUUUAAAAGGCCCAGCGUCUGAACGUUCACCAGCAGCAGGGGAGCAGCAGUCCUCUCAGACGGACUCCAGUCUCCAGACCGAGUCACAGGAAUGCGAUUCUUCUCAUAGUAACUCUGCGACCACAGACGACAACAGUCUGGACAUCGUUGACGCUGCAGUGGUAAAGACUCAGUUUAAUCAAGGCUUAAAGAUGAGCAUCAGCUUCUCCAGGAAGUCUCCUGUGUGCAGUCCAGCCUGUCUCGACAGAGCAGCUUCCCCUAAGCGGCCCUCGCCCAGCCGGAGCUACGGCUUCCGACAAACCCCUGACCGCCGGCAGAGGGAGGCCGCGGCUCGUCUGGGGUACGGGAACGACUCCCCCCGGUUUUCCACCCCCAGGAGCUUGGUGAGGUCCAGCAGGAAGAAGGGCUCCGGCAGCCCUAUUUCUCCUACCUACCAGGUCGAGCUGGAGAUGCAGACGUCGGGGCUUCCCAAGCUCAAAAUUAAACGAGCAUCUUCCGUGACCGCAGAAGACUUUUCCUCCGGCGGGUCUCCUCAACCGGGAGCGCCGGGCGCUUCAGUCGGCGUGAAACCUCCCACAGAAAGCCCCCUGGCCUCAAAGUCCACACACAGAGACCCCGCCGGCUACGCCCCGUCCCUCUGUGCUCACGCCACCCCAGCCAAGUGCACUCCUGGGAAAGGUGGCGGCGUCCAAACGUACAUCUGUCAGUCCUACACCCCCACGCGCCACUCCGCGGCAGCCACGUCUCCGGUAGCCAUGGCGAUAGCGGGCACCAUUCCCUUCACCCCCUCGCCUCAGAGCGUGGGCAAAGUGACCCCAGAGAACCUGAACAGCUGGCCUCGCAGGAAGAGGCCUCAGCUGGGGGUGUUUGACGGCAAGGACCGGGUCCUGAGGGGGGAGCCCCCGCUGGAGGAGCUGCUGGAGGAGGCCGAGCUGGGAGUCAGCCGCCUGCAGGACUUCGAAGACCCCGAGGAACCCUCCGGCGGCAGGUCGGCCUGGGCGUCCAAACGGGCGUCCCCGCCGAACGCGUCUCCUCUCUCACCAGCGGAGGACUUGUACUGGAUGGCCAAGCUGGCCGAAGGUGCAGACUGCGCUGAUUCUGGGAAAACCGCAGAGCUCAUCUGGGCGUCGGAAAGUGGAGACGUCAAGUCAGCGGUGACCCCUCCCAGUCUGAAGGGGAGAAAACCGGUAACGCCGAGCGGUAUUCUGGCCCUCACUCAGUCGCCGUUGCUGUUUAAGGGGAAAACGGGCUCCGCUUGUAAGAAAAUGGCCCAUCUGAAAGGUAGCUAUAUAAAUGUUCGCCGUAUGUUUGGGCCUCUUGUUGCGGGUCAACUCUAACCCUGCUUUGUUUUUUUCCUUUUCACAGAGGAUUCGGG